Polistes dominula (European paper wasp) is the source of this 2147-nucleotide messenger RNA. RefSeq names its product eukaryotic translation initiation factor 2-alpha kinase 1. Gene Ontology annotation, cellular component: nucleus; cytoplasm. Gene Ontology annotation, biological process: regulation of translational initiation by eIF2 alpha phosphorylation. Gene Ontology annotation, molecular function: eukaryotic translation initiation factor 2alpha kinase activity; ATP binding. The record is from RefSeq and is a predicted model, not a curated record. Lineage: Eukaryota; Metazoa; Arthropoda; Insecta; Hymenoptera; Vespidae.
UUAUUGUUAUUGUAAUAUCCUAUUUGACUCCAUUUGCGUACAGGAACCGUGCCACUUUUAGUUGGUAUAUCAGCUUCAUGUGGUUUUUGCCUUAAACUUCUUAUGGGUUCAAUCUAUUUUCAAAUUUUCGCGCGAUAAUGAAAGUGAAUCUAUAAGACGUUUUUAUUGGUGAACGAACCUUGUGGAAAGUUCUGCUGCAUAAUGCAUUCACCUUUUUUCUAUAGUCGUGUAUAUCUAGUCGUGUCGAAAUUAAGUUAAAAUAAUAAUAUAAUUGAAAAAAAUCAUUAUCAAAUAUUAAUUAUUAUUAAAAAAUGGAGGAACGAUCGGAACAAGAUAAUCCUUGGUCUAAUUUAAUGACCAUAACUAAAUUUGAUCGAGGUAAUAAUAACAAGACUCCAAUUAUAUUGGAUAACAGAACAGAAACACAAGAAAACAUGAAAUUAAUUAUGGCUGCAGCACGUGUUUUUAUCGAAUCCCUGAUUAAACAAAUGUGUACCAUGUGCGAAGGAGAUACCAUUAAGAGGGAUAAAUUAUAUCUCAUGAUAUGCAAUACGCUUAAUGAAAUAGGAUUAAUAGAUACUUCUUAUAAUUCUACGAAAGUGGAAAAUAUACGUAGCCAAUAUGAAAAUGCUUUACAUAAAUUAAUUAUGAUCGCACGUACUGCUGCUGGUUGUGAAACUCCUUUAAAUGUUCCAAAUUGUCUGAUGGUUGAAUUGUCACGAUAUCGUAGAGAAUUUAAGGAAAAAGAAUUUAUUUCUGCUGGUGGCUUUAGUAACGUAUUCAAAGCAUUACAUCUAUUGGAUGGUAUUGAAUAUGCUGUGAAAAAAAUAGUAGUAAAAUCUAACCAAGUGAGUACCUUAAAACAACACCUUGAAGAAGUAAAGGUCCUCGCUAAACUAAAUCAUCCCAACAUAGUUGCUUAUAAGACUGCUUGGAUAGAACCAACGUUAAUAGCAACUAUUGUUCCAAGUUUGCCCAAUAUUGAGGACGAAAGAAACAAGAGUUCAAUUGUCAAACAUCGAAGUAAAAGAUUUUGUGAAAUAAAUCAUUAUAGUAAUAGUAGUCUAUCGAUUUCUAAUAGUAGUAACAGUAAUGAAAACAAUAGAAAUGACACAUCAUUAAUGUUUGACAAAACUGGACAAAAAAUAAUCGAACUAAGUACUGAUGAUAGUUCAGAUAUUGUAUCGUUUAGAAACGAUAGUGAAGAUUACAAAAGUAAUACUGAUCAUUCGAAAAGUAGCGUCAGUAGUACUGAAAUUACUGACUCCAUUGAUGCUUCUAGUAAUAGCGAUAGUAAUAAGAAAAUCUCACAAUAUGAUUCACAACGAAUGGAUCAUGGUUUAAUGACUUUGUAUAUACAAAUGGCACUUUGCCAGAAGACAUUACACGAAUGGUUAAAAGAAAGAGAUGAUCCUUCUUCACAUGAAACAAUUACUACAAUAUUUAUACAAAUUCUUCAAGGAGUAGAUCAUAUACAUUCUAUUGGCAUGGUACACCACGAUAUUAAGCCAAGCAACAUAUUCAUAACGGAAAGUUUGCAAAUCCAAUUAGGAGAUUUUGGUUUAGCUUGUCCAUUACAAAGAAAAAAUCAUGAUACUAUACUUGGUACGCGUUUAUAUGCAGCACCCGAGCAACUGAAAGGAAAAUGCAAUCCGAAGAGUGACAUAUAUAGCUUAGGAAUAGUUUUAUUGGAAUUACUGACUCAUGCAAAAACACAGAUGGAACUUUGUCGUACCAUUGAAAAAUUUAAAAAAGGUCAAAUACCGACAUCACUAACUACAAAUUAUCCACAAUGGACUCAAAUAAUCUGCCAACUGAUAGAAAAAGAUCCUGAUAAAAGGCCAUCGACGAAUGAAUUAUUAAUGAAUCUAAGAGAAGACAAGGAUACAGUAAUAUCACAAUUAAAAGAUGAUAUUGUUGGAAAAGAAAUGAAGAUAAAAAAACUGGAAGAACGUAUCGCCGAAUUAGAAGCUAAUAUUACCAAACCUAACACUCUAUAAAUGUUUUUUAUUUAUUCGUUUGAGUCCCAGAGGAUAUUGAAAAGACACUGUCGAUUUUUUCGCAAACAACACAACCGCGCUUUCUCUAAAUGAAAACUAAAUGUUCUGGGUUUGGUUUAUGGAUUCCAUAAAAAUUGUUUAAUUAUA